AUGCCGAGUAAUGCCAUAUUGAGGUUUCGACUUGGUGCCUAUUCAAGGAAAUCGAGGGCCAUUCCUCGCCGGAAACCAGUUGCUUCCCAACUGGACCUGCCGAAACAUGUUAGACCUCACGUCAACACCUAUGAUCCCUAUCACACUCCCUCUCACAACAACGCCCAACAACCUACUCCAAGCCAGCAGAAUGAGAAGAACGUCGUCACAUUUGAUGAGCCGAAGAUCCUGUAUGAGCCAUUCUGGAUCUUUCCCUCAAAGGACAGUGUGAAUACAAGAUCUGGGGUGCAAUUUUAUCUCUACAGCUGGGCGCCAUUUUCUGUAUACCGUCGAGGGAAUAGAACAGCCGCGAAGGUGAUUUUUGAGAUCAUUACCAAAAACAUCUUCCAAGAUGAUAUGCUCUUUGAGGCAACAGUCGCAAAUGCUCGUGCGAUACAGUUGGCUACCACCCCAUACAAACCAGAACAUGGGCAGAUUCUAGCCCAUUAUACGAACACACUCAUUUCAAAACUUCGCUCCAGAAUCUCCACAAAGCACGCUACCUCCGACUAUACUUUGUUGAGUAUCCUGUGCUUACUCACGAUAUACCUCUUUUCCCGACGCGAUUCGGACUGGCAAGCGGAAAUGGAACUGCACCUCACAGCAAUGAGGCGGUUAAUGGAGAAGAGAACUCAUGCCGGCGAAGUUUCAGAGCUGGAUGGCUAUAUCAAUUUUCGGGUGAUGAUGCAUGUUCAUCGGCACAAAAGCACUGCAUGUCUCUCUGUGCUGACUAUGUUUGUUGUACAGGUUUGA
Molecule: messenger RNA, 792 nt
Organism: Cladophialophora immunda
Lineage: Eukaryota; Fungi; Ascomycota; Eurotiomycetes; Chaetothyriales; Herpotrichiellaceae
Exons: 3
Coding region: 1-792 (263 amino acids)
Source: RefSeq, a predicted model, not a curated record